Molecule: messenger RNA, 3120 nt
Organism: Python bivittatus (Burmese python)
Lineage: Eukaryota; Metazoa; Chordata; Lepidosauria; Squamata; Pythonidae
Source: RefSeq, a predicted model, not a curated record
AUGGGGCUGCACACCUCCCCGCUACAAGAGCCCCAGGGCGCCCUGACGGGGAAAGGCCUUCAGGUGGGCAAACGGAGGCCGCGCGGGGAGACGCCAAAGGCCUUUUCCAGAGCGGCCUCCCAGGGGAGCCUUGAUCCCACCUGGACCGAUGCUUUCCUCUCCCUCCCUCCCGCUUUGCUGCGCCAGGACCCCAAAUACCCCGUGGAUAACCUGCUGCUGGAAGAAGAGCCGCAGCCCUGGCUCUGCUGCCCUUCCGAUCGCAGCCGGCAGCUGAAAGCGGAGUUGCAGCUGGAGCACGCCAGCUGCAUCGGCUACAUCGACGUGGGGAACUGUGGCUCUGCUUUCCUCCAGAUAGAUGUGGGGCGAUCCUCCUGGCCUCCAGAUCAGAGUUACCUCACUCUGCUGCCCACCACCACCUUGAUGGGCCCAGCAGACGCCAAACUGAACAAGAAUCGUUCUGGGGUCCGGAUGUUUAAAGAAGGGGACCUGCUGGCCUCAGCUAUGGCUGAGAAGUGGGAUCGAGUCCGGCUCAUCUGCAGUCAGCCCUUCAACAGGCACACCCAGUUUGGCCUCUUCUUCCUCCGCAUCCGCACUCCGCGGGAUACAGAGGACAGCCAAGCGGAUCCAGCCGCCUCCUCCCCUUGUCAGGCUUCUCCUGAGUCUCAAGCAAAGCCGUGGCCCUCCAGGGCAGCCUUUGGUGGGACAUUCUUCCCGGCAGGGCCGUCGCCUAGCACCGAGGAGGAAACGCUGCUCAAGAGUCAGCUGCAUCGGCUCGACCAGGCUUCCCACCACAAGGGGCUGAGCCCCCCUUGCCUGAGCCGCCCAGCCCGGCUGGUCCUGGAGGCUGCAGCCUCUGUCCGCAAGCGAGCCCCUCUCCUGCCAACUGGCUCUCCGCCACCCGCUGCAAGGAGUCGAAAGGCUGGGCGGGCCCAGCGUGCAGCCGAGCGCCCCAGCGCACCGGGGCCCAAACAGGAGCAGUCAGCAAGGAGCAGUCGCAUGAAAACGAAGAGAAGACCUGGGUCCCACAGCAGCAGGGGGAGACCUAGGAAUAGUUCUCGAAGGGUGGGAAGAGCCCACGGCCAGAGAGGAAAGCCACGGACCAGGGAAGAUGGAGAGGAGGAGGAGGAGGAAGAAGAGAGCAUGUCCGGAGAAGGAGAUGCUGCGCUGGGCACCUGCCCAAUCUGUGCUGGUCGUUUCCCUGCCCAGGUCUUGCCAGUUCAUGCCUCUGGCUGCGGAGAAGAGGUGGGCACGGCGAGGGCUUCUUCAUCGCCCCUGUGGGAAGCCUGGGUGGACUGCCCCAUCUGCCAAGUCUCUUUUCCUGCCUCCGAGGUGGAGGGCCAUGCGAGCAGCUGCGGUGAAGACGCUUAGCCAUGGAUCCCUUCCACAUCCCCAGAGAUGAGGGCGGAAGGCAUCGGCUGCACCCGGUCCCCAGUGUCCAACGUUAGGGAAGGGCUGGGAGUCGCCCGGCGGACGCCCCAUCAAGCUCUGAGGCCUUGUGGAUUGAAUGCACAGCACUGGGGAGAACGCAACAGUUGGAGAGGUUGAAUCAAUUCCAAACCUCUUCGGGGGCAUCAGAGGUGCUGAACUGAGCUCUGUGAGCCCCAAAUCAUCCGCCAUUUGUCUCUGAGGGGGACCUCAAGCACGGUGCAGUUACUAAGGGGGGUUUUCUGAAACCUUGUGGUGUGAUUCAUUUGGACAUUUCAAACUUCCAAAUAUUUAGGAGGCUAACAUGCCAGCACGAUAUAUUGCUUUUCUUUUGAGUGGGGAGAAGAGGGUGUGAUUUGAUUCGUGCCUUCCAUUUUCUGUGGGGGUGGGUUUGUAGGCCGUAAUCAGGAAGGCUCAGAACAGCUGCUGUUGCUCUGCCCCAAUGGGACGAAAGUGGCAGGGCUGGGAGGUCCUUUAAAGGCACUCGGGGCUGCCAGCCUUCAGCUUCGUGCCCCCCAGGUUGUGCUGCAUUCAGCAUGAGGCAUCCUCCUUGCCCUCUUGAAGUGGCGAUGGCAGGAGUGAGGGGAGGGCAGCCCUGCAGCCUGAAAAUUGUCCAAAGAACCCGAACUGGUCACUGAAAGAACGUGGCGAGGCAACAUUUUCAAAACCUGUAGAAAGUUGCUUUCCUGGAGCUUGUGUGUUCUGAGCAGAUGUGCUUGUGGCUUUUUGGCAGCGCUGAACAGGGGCGGGAGAAGCUGCCUGGUGCACUGAGACAGGUGUGCCGUGGAGAAGAGGGCUGUCACAUGGGGAAUUGCACACGUGGCCUUGCCGCCCACUUCUUGUUAACGCAGCAUUUGGGGCGGUGCCUUGAAGGGUUAGCCUCAGCCUGGCACUGAUUCUUCCCUUGUUCAUCUGUAAACCUCCCCCAGUGUUGCAGAACUUAGCGUAAGAUUUGGCCCAAGGCUGCCCACUCAGGAGCUGAGAGCAGAACUUUGCAGCUGUGCUGUGGGACCGGUAGACAAGGGAAGCCAAGUGGGAGCUGGUGGCCAGGCCCUUCAGGACGUGGAGGGCUGAGCCCCUGGAGGGAGCCCAAAGAGUGUUAGCCUUGCCACUUUGAAGGAGCUCAAACAGCCAGAAAGUUCGGGAGGAUAAUGCGUCUCGUUCGUCAUGCUGGAGGGCCCAUUGUGUAAUAUCUGCAGUGCUGCGUUGCCUCCUGCAACCCCAGAACCUUUGCAGCCCUCGGCUUCCAAGCGGGUCCCCACUUCACCUGUAAUGCUGCUUCAACAGACUGGAAUGAAUCUUUCUUGACUUGAGGAAGCCCUUGGAGGGCUUUGCUGCUUACCUGGACCUCAUGAAGGAGAGAAACUUAGGAUAAUUUGAGAAUUAAAACGGCAGUAAGAAUCCGUCCAAGAAUUCUUCAGGUGAAGUCUUGCCACACAAUUGUCAUAUAUCUGAGCUCCCCAAAGCCUUUGCAAUGGUAUGUCUGCUCACCCUCUGCUUCAUGUAGCAGUCAACCAUUUGGGGAGCCCGUGAGCUCCUUGGAGGACUGCAACACAUGAGUGAAUGUCUUUUUGUUUAGAGAAUUGGCACGGCCACCCAUCUGAUGUACAUAACCUGGGUGGGUAAUGGUCAAUGGAUUGAUUACGUGCCAUCAAAUCUAUUAAAAUGUAUUUAAUAAAACCUCUAAUUGCAAAA